AUGACGAGAGGUGCUUAUGUCCGAAGGGCCUUGAAAUUGAGUGAUGAUCUCCAUCUAAAUGAAAUAGAUUGUGUUCGCUUGCUUGUUUCUGCCAACCAAGAGUGGAGCUUAAUGGGACGAGAACCGUCAGAAAUUUUACGUCUUGCAGCAGGAUUAUGGUAUACUGAGAGACGUGAUCUAAUAAUGGCACUUUAUACACUCUUGAGGGCAGUUGUUCUUGAUCAGGGACUUGAUGUUGAUCUUGUGGCUGACAUUCAAAAGUAUUUGGAACAUCUUAUUCGAGCAGGGCUUAGACAACGGUUGAUUUCUCUUAUAAAGGAACUCAAUCGUGAUGAACCAGCUGGUUUAGGUGGGCCCCUCUGUGAACGCUAUCUUCUUGAUUCUAGAGGUGCUCUUGUUGAGCGGCAAGCUGUGGUUUCUAGGGAAAGACUAAUCCUUGGACAUUGCCUUGUGCUUUCAGUUCUAGUUGUGCGGGCAGGUCCAGAAGAUGUAAAAGACAUCUUUUUGGCUUUAAAAGACAGUGCUACCGAACUAAGUGAGAGAAAUGGCACGUUAAAGCAUCAGAUAACAUUUAGUCUUCUUUUUUCUCUUGUGAUUACUUUCACAUCAGAUGCUCUUGGCACAGUUCGUGAUAGAUCAUCUGUCUUAUCUCGUGAUGCUUCAUUUAGAAAAGAAUUCCAUGAAAUUGUGAUGGCUACCUGCACCGAUCUAAACGUGGAGGGUUUUGUUGGUGGUGUAAGGCUUGUUUGGGCUGUACAUUUGAUGCUGAUAUAUGACGAAUUUGCAGCAUCUGAAACAGUUUCAAAUAUGUUAUCAAAUGACUUGGGUUAUAUAAAAUCUUGCUUGGAUUCCGUUUUCUCAAAUAACGUUUUCCAGUUUUUAACUGACAAAGUUGUUGGUACUGCAGCCUACCAG
Molecule: messenger RNA, 915 nt
Organism: Carica papaya (papaya)
Lineage: Eukaryota; Viridiplantae; Streptophyta; Magnoliopsida; Brassicales; Caricaceae
Source: RefSeq, a predicted model, not a curated record